AUGACAUUUAAAAUUCUAACUUUAAUAUUUAUUUUCUUAUCCUUGUCUUAUUUCACUGAAGCUAAAACUGAAGAUUAUAUUACAGAAUGUUCAAAUUUACCAAUCGAGACAUGUGGUAAAGUAGCCAAUUGUUGGCCAUCCAUAGGAAAAGAUUGUUGCGGAUCCACUGAAUUCGAAUGUAUUAAGAUGGCUCGUGAUAUUUGUAACUAUACUUCGAAUACAGUUACUUGGUGUUCAGAAGGUUCAAAGGGACGUUACUUUGAAUACCAAACCAACAAUAUAAAUUGUUUACCUGAUGGAAAUAAAUAUUUCCUUCCAAAUAAUAAGAAAUGUUCAGAUAUUAAAUGUCCAAGUGGAUUCCAAUGUAAAGAUGUAAAACAUAAGAGCAAGUGUCAAUCUAAAACUUCAUGUUGUAGUUUCAAGUCGAGAUGUGUCUUGACAAACUUGAUUGAGAUAUCCAAUGAUUUACAGACAGCCAUCAACGGAACAGUCGCACCAACCACCACAAACAAACCAAGAUUCAGUAUUGAGCCAAUUCAGAAAAAGAAUGAUACCAAAGUCGAUAAUAGCACUGUAGUUGCUACACCAACACCAACAGCAGCUCCAGUUAAUGUUACUGCUGCUCCAACAAACUCAACCACAGAUUCAUCGGUUGCACCAACUACACCAUCUCCUCUUUCUACCUCUGGUGUUUACCCAACCACUACAACAGGAAAGCCAGUCGGAUCGACUACAGAGACAAGUCCAGCAGUUGUAACCACUGCCAAGCCAACAGUGGCACCUCUAACAACUGGAUCAGCCGCACCCAUCCCAGCAACUACUGGAUCUUCAGCACCUAUCCCAGCAACUACUGGAUCUUCAGCACCCAUCCCAGCAACUACUGGAUCCUCAGUACCAGUAACAACCACUGGAACAACAGGUUCAUCUGCACCGAUCCCAGCAACUACAGGAUCAACAGUUCCUACUCCUUUAACAACCACUGCAGCAGCAACAACAACUGCAACAACAACAACAACUGCAGCUGAACCAAUUACCUCUACCACAGGAAGUGAUGUUCCAUAUCCAACUACAGGAUCUACAGUUCCCACUCCAGCCACCACUGGAUCAGCAACCACAGGAAGUGAAGUCCCUUAUCCAACAACAGGACCAGUUGAACCAGUUUCAACUACACUAAGUGUCACCACAGGAACAACCACAUCAAAACCAUCUGAACCAGAAGUACCACAAGAAGAUACUCUACAAUCUUGGUUUACUUCACCAUCCGCUCAUACUCCACAAUUUGAAGAUGUCGAAUAA
Molecule: messenger RNA, 1296 nt
Organism: Heterostelium album PN500
Lineage: Eukaryota; Evosea; Eumycetozoa; Acytosteliales; Acytosteliaceae
Gene: cotE
Product: spore coat protein
Exons: 3
Coding region: 1-1296 (431 amino acids)
Source: RefSeq, a predicted model, not a curated record